Chrysochloris asiatica (Cape golden mole) is the source of this 2393-nucleotide messenger RNA. RefSeq names its product glutamate decarboxylase 2 (pancreatic islets and brain, 65kDa) (gene GAD2). The record is from RefSeq and is a predicted model, not a curated record. Lineage: Eukaryota; Metazoa; Chordata; Mammalia; Afrosoricida; Chrysochloridae. Gene Ontology annotation, biological process: GABA shunt. Gene Ontology annotation, cellular component: cytoplasm. The transcript has 16 exons. Bases 48 to 1805 code for a protein of 585 amino acids. Gene Ontology annotation, molecular function: glutamate decarboxylase activity; pyridoxal phosphate binding.
CAGGCAGUUCGCUCUCAGCGGCGAACUGCUCCAGUCUCGCAGCGCAGAUGGCAUCUCCCGGAUCUGGCUUUUGGUCCUUCGGGUCCGAAGAUGGCUCUGGGGAUCCCGAAAACCCUGGCACAGCAAGAGCCUGGUGCCAGGUGGCCCAGAAGUUCACGGGCGGCAUAGGAAACAAGCUCUGCGCCCUGCUCUACGGAGACGCCGAGAAGCCGGCAGAAAGCGGUGGGAGCGAGACCUCGCUGGCAGCUGCCGGGAAGGCCGUCUGCGCCUGCGACCAAAAGCCCUGCAGUUGUCCCAAGGCGGAUGUCAACUACGCUUUUCUGCACGCAACAGACUUGCUGCCUGCUUGUGAUGGAGAAAGGCCUACUUUGGCGUUUCUGCAAGAUGUUGUGGACAUUUUGCUUCAAUAUGUAGUAAAAAAUUUCGAUAGAUCAACCAAAGUGAUUGAUUUCCAUUACCCUAAUGAGCUUCUUCAAGAGUAUAAUUGGGAAUUAGCAGACCAACCACAAAACUUGGAAGAAAUUUUGAUGAAUUGUCGAACAACUCUAAAAUAUGCAAUUAAAACAGGGCACCCCAGAUAUUUCAAUCAACUUUCUACUGGAUUGGAUAUGGUUGGAUUAGCAGCCGACUGGCUGACAUCAACAGCAAAUACUAACAUGUUCACCUAUGAAAUUGCUCCAGUAUUUGUGCUCUUGGAAUAUGUCACGCUAAAGAAAAUGAGAGAGAUCAUUGGCUGGCCAGGGGGCUCUGGCGACGGGAUAUUUUCUCCUGGUGGCGCUAUAUCUAACAUGUACGCCAUGCUGAUUGCGCGCUUCAAGAUGUUCCCGGAAGUCAAGGAAAAAGGAAUGGCUGCAGUUCCCAGGCUCGUGGCCUUUACGUCUGAACACAGUCACUUUUCACUCAAGAAAGGAGCUGCAGCUCUGGGGAUUGGAACAGACAGCGUGAUUCUGAUUAAAUGCGAUGAGAGAGGGAAAAUGAUCCCAUCUGAUCUUGAAAGAAGGAUUCUUGAAGCCAAACAGAAAGGAUUUGUUCCUUUCCUUGUGAGUGCCACUGCUGGAACCACCGUGUAUGGAGCAUUUGAUCCCCUCUUAGCUGUUGCCGACAUUUGCAAAAAAUAUAAGAUCUGGAUGCAUGUAGAUGCAGCUUGGGGCGGAGGAUUACUGGUAUCCCGGAAACACAAGUGGAAACUGAAUGGCGUGGAAAGGGCCAACUCUGUGACAUGGAAUCCACACAAGAUGAUGGGUGUCCCUUUGCAAUGUUCUGCUCUCCUGGUUAGAGAAAAGGGACUGAUGCAGAGUUGCAACCAGAUGCACGCCUCCUACCUCUUUCAGCAAGAUAAACACUACGACUUGUCCUAUGACACUGGAGACAAGGCCCUGCAGUGCGGGCGUCAUGUUGAUGUUUUUAAGUUGUGGCUAAUGUGGCGGGCAAAGGGGACAACUGGGUUUGAAGCACAGAUUGAUAAGUGUUUGGAGCUGGCAGAGUAUUUAUACAAUAUCAUCAAAAACCGAGAAGGUUAUCAAAUGGUGUUUGAUGGAAAGCCUCAGCACACCAAUGUCUGCUUCUGGUAUAUACCUCCGAGUUUGCGUACCCUGGAAGAUAAUGAAGAAAGGAUGAGUCGCCUCUCAAAGGUGGCUCCAGUGAUAAAAGCCAGGAUGAUGGAGUAUGGAACCACAAUGGUCAGCUACCAGCCCUUGGGAGACAAAGUCAACUUCUUCCGCAUGGUCAUCUCAAACCCUGCAGCAACUCAUCAAGACAUUGACUUCCUGAUUGAAGAAAUAGAACGCCUUGGACAAGAUUUAUAAUAACUUAAGCUCACUAAGCUGUUUCAGUUCUCUAGAUAGACAAUUAAGUUGUCACAAGCUGUGUGAAUGUAUUUGUAGUUUGUUCUAAAGUAAAUCUAUUUCUAUAGUGUGGUGUCAAAGUAGAGUACAGUUUAAAAAUUAAAAACAUUGCUCCUUUUAAAAAUCCUUUCUUAAGUUUAGAAUACCUCUCUAGUAACUUAGUGACAAAGGCUGUGUUCUAAUCAAUUAAGAAAAGCUUCAAAUUGUUAUAAAUACUUCCCUUACUUUUAAUAUAGUGUGCAAAUCAAACUUUAUUUUCACAUCAAAGUAGUAGGAUUGAACAGUGCCAAAUUGUCCCCUGAAUCAUAAAAGGUUCUUUGGGGUGCAGUGAAAAGGAUAAAGUAAAUAUAAAAUGUAUAUUGACAAAUAAAAACUCUUGCCUUUUUCAUAGUAUUAGAGAAAAAAUUUCUAAUUUACCUAUAGCAACAUUUCAAAUGUAUUUAAAUACAUAUAAUUUUACAAAAGGAAAAUAUAUAUAUUAAAAAGAAAUCCUAUUUUGUAACAUAUAGAUUUUUAUUUUAUAUGGGUUAUACAAACUGCAGGGGCAGA